Molecule: messenger RNA, 874 nt
Organism: Quercus lobata
Lineage: Eukaryota; Viridiplantae; Streptophyta; Magnoliopsida; Fagales; Fagaceae
Product: furry
Exons: 2
Coding region: 143-526 (127 amino acids)
Source: RefSeq, a predicted model, not a curated record
CGAAAAUGUGUUAUUCCAAACUGAAAGAACAGCAUCGACCUGUCUUGUUUCCAUUUUUCCAUUACUGUUCCUUCUGAUCCGAAAGAAACUACAAAACAAAACCAAAGCAACUGCUUUGCUUCCUUGCUGUCUCUCUCCUCCAAUGGCGAAGAAGCCAGCCUCAUCCAUCUUCGACACCCUGAAGCGCUACAUCAAGAAGCCAUGGGAGUUCACUGGCCCACAAUCCCACCCAGAAUACAGAAACUCUAUUCUCCCCGCCACCCAGUACCGUGUGGAGAGCCCUGCCUCCACCAAGGUCCAGCCAUGGGUCCCCACUUCAAACCCGGAGACCGUCUUCGACAUCAAGUACUACACUCGCGACCAGCGUCGCAACCGCCCUCCGAUUCGCCGGACUGUGCUCAAGAAAGCUGAUGUGGAGAAGAUGAUGAAGGAGACCACCUUCGAUGUCAAAGACCUUCCCAGACCCUAUCUCGCUGUUGCGGUGCAGGAGGACUUGGAUACUCACGGUGGAGGGUACCAGAAAUAGGCUUGGAUUGUGGUGAAAUGGUUGUGCUCCGGUCUUCCGUCUGUUUCUCCCUGUUUUGCUCCUUGACUGAGGUUAUUCCAGAGUAUAGAUUUGCAUAGACUGUCCAUUAAAGAGGAUAUGUCUUUGAAUUAAUAAAUUUGUUUACCUUGCCUGCAAUUGGGUUUUAUUUCCAUUUUCUUCUUGCAUUCAGAUGUUUGUACAAAAUCCAAAUAUAACCGCAGGUUCGGUGCUGGAUGACUUAGAUGAUUUUGAAAUCUCAAACUUCUAGUUUUGUUUUGUUUUACAUGUGAUGAUCUAGUGAAACUCUUCAGUGUCAUUGUCUUUUCACCACUGCAACUAAAUAAACAU